Messenger RNA from Botrytis sinoallii, 1020 nucleotides. RefSeq lists its product as uncharacterized. Bases 1 to 1020 code for a protein of 339 amino acids. The transcript is spliced from 4 exons. The record is from RefSeq and is a predicted model, not a curated record. NCBI's taxonomy places the organism in Eukaryota, Fungi, Ascomycota, Leotiomycetes, Helotiales, Sclerotiniaceae.
AUGCUCACAUUACUCUCUUCAAAUUAUGUGGCCCACCCUACGACAAGCGCUGACUUAGCCAUUGCAUCGAUUGCUUUUGGAUGGACUCUUGGUUUUGGAUGGUUAACAGCAUGGACGGCAUAUAAGCAAACAAGACGAGUUCGACAACGUUAUGGAAUCACUCGAGUUCAUACUCCAUAUGUAGUAAUGAUAUGGUCUGAACUCGUCGUAUGUCUGGCAUUUGCAAUCAUAUGUUGGAUUCAUUUGUAUGAUGCUGAAAUUAUUCCCCCAAGUUUCGCAUUCUUCUUCUGCAUCCUCACUCUCUGGGCAUUACAAGUUCAAUUUCUCCUCCAGAUUAUAGUAAAUCGAAUCAGCAUUCUCUUCACCGUCAAAAGGAAAGCACUUCAUCUUAAAAUUGCCGUCGCAGUGAUCAUCACACUUAUCAAUAUUUCGGUUUAUUGCAUUUGGAUUCCGGCCAGACUACAAAUUUCACAAAGAUUUAUUCACAUCAAUGAUGUUUGGGAUCGAUGCGAGAAAAGUAUCUAUCUGUUGGUGGAUGCAUUAUUGAACUUCUAUUUUAUGAAAACGGUAUACAGCAAGCUUGUGGGCAAUGGCUUGCAAAAAUACAAGACCUUGAUUAAGUUUAAUGCUGUAUUGGUGGUUUUUUCCUUGAGUAUGGAUGCGUUAAUUAUCGGAAUGAUGAGUUUGGAAAAUUCUUUUGUAUACAUGCAAUUCCAUCCUCUCGCCUACAUCGUUAAACUCAACAUCGAAAUGUCCAUGGCCGAAUUAAUUGCCAAAGUAUCCGUUCUUCCCAACACUUAUCUACCAUCCAAGAAGCGCAUGGCCCUAAAGAUCGGCAUUCAAACCGAUAUUUCCAUUAACAUGAUGAUGCAGAUUAUAUGCAAACGUUGGAAGUUUGAUCAUGGACGGCCGGUGGUUUUCGUAGGAGAGGAUUACGAGAAUGAUAGUGAGAGGGAAGUGGUGAGGAAGAGGGGGGAGAGUGAUGUGAGGAUAAAAGGGGGUACUUGGCUAAGUGCCUAG